Molecule: messenger RNA, 369 nt
Organism: Haemonchus placei
Lineage: Eukaryota; Metazoa; Nematoda; Chromadorea; Rhabditida; Trichostrongylidae
Source: the annotation of a GenBank genome assembly
AUGUUCACCUCUAAAGGCCACUGUACGUGGGCCUUUAUUAUGGACCGCCUAUUUCCAGCUUAUCAGACAGUGUACGCCGUCACUGGUCCACUUCUUGUGAUGAAGAAUGUGAAAUUCCCUGUAUUCGGAGAAAUCGUUCGCAUAACUCUCAGGGACGGUACGAAUCGGAUGGGGCAAGUGUUAGAAACAAGUGGUGAGAAAGCUGUUGUUCAGAAAAUCGCGAUAUUUUCUGGCGCUGGGUUGCCACAUAAUGAAAUUGCCGGACAAAUAGUUCGACAGGCUGGCAAGUUUUUCUGUGUUCUAAAAUUUCAGGCUCCUGUCAUUCGCUACUGUGACACCUCAGCAGGACUACGUUCUCACCACUACUGA